Molecule: messenger RNA, 129 nt
Organism: Lepidothrix coronata (blue-crowned manakin)
Lineage: Eukaryota; Metazoa; Chordata; Aves; Passeriformes; Pipridae
Product: collagen alpha-4(IV) chain-like
Exons: 1
Source: RefSeq, a predicted model, not a curated record
GGGUCAGCAGGGGUCAGCAGGGUCAUCGGGGGAGCCAAGGGGUCAGCAGGGGGUCGCAGGGGUUACCGGGGGGUCCCAGGGGUCAUCAGGGGUCACCAGGGUCAUCAGGGGAACCAAGGGGUCAGCAGG